AUGGGUCAGACAGGUAUGCAAUCGAUCACGUCUGGAAGCUCCGAGGUUUCAGGCGCAAGCUCAAGCAGAGGCAUGCCACCGGGAGUCAGGCUGGAGGAUUUCGAGGUCCGAAAUGUGCUCUUCACCGAGAAGGCGAUCCUGGCCUGCCCGCUGCCAGCAAAGGCUUGGAUCGAGCUUGGUCGGUGGAAUCCCCUUUCCUUAGCGCUACUGGCUCCAGCCUGGUCCUACCACAUCUCAGGCAGCGCAGACCAUUGGUGGUUCGUUGCCAGGAGUGCCGACCGCAUGUACUACUAUGCUGCGCAGUUCUGUGUGGACCACGCGGGCAAGAACCAUGUCACAGGCCUCACGUACCUUGGCAUGUGGGCUGCCAUUGCCUUCGGUCUUCAGUAUCCGGAGGCAAAAUGGUGGUUUGCUCGAGACUGGGUGCCCUGCAAGCACAUUCGCAAGAAGCGGGAUCUUGACAGGCUGUUGCUUGGAAAUCCAUCGGCGUCAUAUCCAUACUCCUGGAUAGACAACAACUGUCAGCACUUCGCCAUGAACCUCUACGUGUCGAGCUGA
Messenger RNA from Symbiodinium natans, 558 nucleotides. The record is from the annotation of a GenBank genome assembly. Lineage: Eukaryota; Dinophyceae; Suessiales; Symbiodiniaceae.